Peromyscus leucopus (white-footed mouse) is the source of this 3099-nucleotide messenger RNA. It is a transcript of the gene Slc16a9, whose product is annotated as solute carrier family 16 member 9. Gene Ontology annotation, molecular function: monocarboxylic acid transmembrane transporter activity. Gene Ontology annotation, biological process: monocarboxylic acid transport; transmembrane transport. Lineage: Eukaryota; Metazoa; Chordata; Mammalia; Rodentia; Cricetidae. The transcript has 6 exons. The record is from RefSeq and is a predicted model, not a curated record. The coding region runs from base 127 to 1653 and encodes 508 amino acids.
CCCAGCGGGACCGGUCGCCCAGCGCACGGCCGGGAUCAGCAGCCGCGGCCCAAGCUGUGUCCGCGGCCCCAGACGAGCCCGGGACUCAGUACCUGCAGAGAAACACCACGUUGAUUUCACCUCACAAUGGAGUUUCAGAAGUCACCCGACGGAGGGUGGGGCUGGGUGAUUGUGACCGUCUCCUUCUUCACUCAGUUCCUCUGUUACGGAUCCCCGUUAGCUGUUGGGGUCUUGUACAUAGAAUGGCUGGAUGCCUUCGGUGAAGGAAAAGGAAAAACAGCCUGGGUGGGAUCCCUGGCAAGCGGAGUUGGCUUACUCGCAAGUCCUGUCUGCAGCCUCUGUGUGUCAUCUUUUGGAGCGAGACCCGUCACAAUCUUCAGUGGCUUCCUGGUGGCUGGAGGCCUGAUGCUGAGCAGUCUUGCCCCCAAUAUCUACUUUCUGUUUUUUUCCUAUGGCAUCAUUGUAGGUCUCGGAUGCGGCUUAUUAUACACCGCGACAGUGACCAUUACAUGCCAGUAUUUUGACAGCCGCCGAGGCCUCGCGCUUGGCCUGAUUUCAACAGGUUCAAGCGUGGGCCUAUUCAUCUAUGCGGCUCUGCAGAGGGUGCUGAUAGAGUUCUAUGGCCUGGAUGGGUGCCUACUUAUUGUGGGCGCUUUGGCUUUAAAUAUACUAGCCUGUGGCAGCCUGAUGAGACCCUUGCAGUCUUCCGACUCUCCUUUUCCUGAAAAAAUAGCUCCGGAGAAUGUUCUAGAUAGAUACUCCACGUACAAUGAGAAAGAGAAGAGCCUGGAAGAAAAUAUGAACAUCUUGGACAAGAGCAACCGCAGUGAAGAUAAAUGUAACAGCACCUUGCCCCGUGGUGACUGGGGACAGGAGACUCCUAAAAAUCCUACAGCUGCAGCACACGCCAAGGAGCCUGAGCCUUACAGAAAGAAGGUCGUGGAGCAGACUUACUUUUGCAAGCAGCUUGCCAAGAGGAAAUGGCAAUUAUAUAGGAACUACUGUGGUGAGACUGUGUCUCUUUUUAAAAACAAAGUCUUCUCCGCCCUUUUCAUCGCCAUCUUGCUUUUUGACAUCGGAGGGUUCCCACCCUCCCUGCUCAUGGAGGACGUAGCGAGAAGCUCCAACGUGAGGGAAGAGGACUUCACCAUACCACUCAUCUCCAUUAUUGGCAUCAUGACAGCCGUGGGCAAGCUUCUUUUAGGCAUCAUGGCUGACUUCAAGUGGAUCAACACCUUGUAUCUCUAUGUAGCUACCCUGAUCAUCACGGGUCUGGCCUUGUGUGCAAUCCCCCUUGCCAAGAGCUACGUCACCCUGGCGAUACUUUCUGGGAUCUUGGGUUUUCUUACAGGCAAUUGGUCCAUCUUCCCAUAUGUGACCACCAAGACUGUGGGGAUUGACAAAUUAGCCCACGCCUAUGGGAUACUCAUGUUCUUCGCAGGACUUGGGAAUAGCCUCGGGCCACCGAUUGUUGGUUGGUUCUAUGACUGGACGCAGACCUACGACAUCGCCUUUUAUUUCAGCGGCUGCUGCGUCCUGCUGGGCGGCUUCAUCCUGCUGCUCGCCGCCUUGCCCUGUUGGGACACGUGCAACAAAAAACCCUCUAAGCCAGCGCCAACAACCUUUUUCUACAAAGUUGCCUCUAACGUUUAGGGGGAUAUUAAAAGGCAUUAUUUUCUCUAUUUUUCUACUUUUAACUAUAUAUAUAUAUAUAUAUAUAUAUAGUUAUAUAUAUAUAUAACUAUAUAUAUAUAUAUAUAUAUAUAUAGUUAAACGGGUUCCCUAGAGUCAAGACCUUGUUGUAGCAAAACUCCGGCUGACUCUGAAGGAGAACAUACUUUCACAUACCCUGUUUUUUUUUUAUGUACUGUGGGCAUAACCUCUGUCCCUUGUAUUCCCCUCCCCCAAGAAAUGGUCCUGUUCUGUUUCACCUUUGCUAGUCAGUUCUGGAUGUAAAACUGUUGACUAGCCUCACCGAGUUUUCUCUGGGUCAAGAAGCAGAGUCUCCGCUUUCCCCCACGAGUUCUACCGCCAGGUACUCAGGGGGUCCCGUCUUAAGCCACGCACUCCUCCUGUCAGGAUAUUUGUGAAGACGCCUAAGGAAUAAUUGCUGUCUCCUCUAUGCCAGACCUGCAAGUCCAGAGAAGACGCUAAGCCAUUUCCUUUCCAGAAGUGAAAGCGAUGGUUAUAAUGUCACUAAGACUUUGAAGACUUUAGACAAAAUAUUUUAAAUCGCAGCUGUCCGUCUUAUCCGUUUUUCUAUUGUGUUGUCCUUGUUGAAGCACUGUUGGGCAUUUGGUGUCCACUGUGUGUGAACUCGUUCAAUUCCUCCAGCCCCCUGCGUGGCUGGCUCCUAGGACCUCGCUCCCUGGUGCUAGUCAGCAUCCACUCUGCUGGGGUCUCCUAAGAGCUACUGAUUUGCCGGUUUCCAGCUUGGAAAUACACCUCUGAACCAUUCCGUCUGGCCAGUGGGAAGCAUCCAUUUGCUUUGAGCACCGUGGGAAUGAGUUGCAAGGCCUUGCCUGUCUUCCAAAUGAAGCCCAUGGUGGUUUCUCUUGGGCUUUUCCACUACUGCAUUUUAAUUCAUGGACAGGGCUAAAAAAAGAAAGAAAAAAAGAUGCUCUGUGUGUCCAUUAGACGUGGGAAAGGCUAGGGUGAAGAGAAACCGAUACUCUCACCCAACCUUAUGUAAUCCCAAGAACAUUGGAGGGCAGAAAUAAUGUUUAAUAAAUAGAAAUGGGUUCAACUUUGGGUUCAUUCAACCAAUGGGUUUCCUCUAUAGAAAUGGGUUUCAACUUCGCCAGGCUUCAGAAUCCCCUACAGACCCUCCAGAAACUUAAAGUGCUUGAUACUAUGCUUUUAAUUGUAAUUCUGCCUGUUGGCCCACGCAUCUGCAUUUUAACGAACUCUGCAGGGAUUCUGGUGACAGGACCCCAGGACAGCUGUAGACAGGUGUGGUGGGGCUGUGCUUCCUGAAGCUCAGGGGAACAGUGAGGGCAUGGCAGGUGGGGGAAACCCUGAGUUCGCUGAUCACUAGCACCACCAGGGGAAAAAAAAUAAACAAAACACAUUGGCAAUAGACAAACAUUUUCUUUUCUU